Lymnaea stagnalis (great pond snail) is the source of this 10960-nucleotide messenger RNA. Lineage: Eukaryota; Metazoa; Mollusca; Gastropoda; Lymnaeidae. The record is from the annotation of a GenBank genome assembly.
GUUCUGGGAGAUGUCCUUAAAGUCACUUAUCUCCACAUGAUCGAGUACCUUUAUACUUUAUAUGAUGUUUGGAGUUUUUCCCCCCAAUUAUUAUUAUGAUUUAAGAUAGACAAUUCUUAAAUAAUAAGCCUAAUUAAUGAUCCAUUGGUGAGAAGGCAAGUAUUAUUGUUUUAUAGGCCUACCUGCUAGUACUAUAACUAGAAGAUUUCGGGGACGACAAUUAAUAAACGAAAGCUUGGCCUUAGCCGGCCUUAAAAUCUUAAUCAUUAAUCUUAUUACACCUUAUUUAUUUAACCCUCUGGAGACGGAGCCUUUUCGGGCUGCCAGUGCCAUAAAGACGGAGCACUUUUUACGAGCUCAGCACUCGCAUUGCAAAAAAAUUUAUAAAAAAAUAAACUAUUCCCUUAGACGCCUUAGUCUUAGUAGAGUUUAGAGUCUUAGCCUUAUUAUCAUAAUUAAGGGAAUAGUUUAUUUUUUAAUAAAUUUUUUUGCAAAACUAUAUAUAUAUAUAAAGUAGGUUCUUUGAUUAGAAAAAUUAAAACUUUUUGUAAAAAUAAACCAAUGGCAUAGUUGAAUAAAGCUAAUUUCUAAAAGAAUUAUAAUACCAAAAUCAUAUUAUUAGCUGUUGUAGUUUUAAAUUUAUGAAUUUUUAAAGUACGACUUAAUUUGUCCUUUUUUAACAUGGACCGCAUGUCCAGUUUCUGGUACCCGAUUUCGCUGUUUGUGUCACGAGCUAUAUAACUCUUGUUUUAAUGAUAAUUUUAUUUUCAGAACUUAAUGCUGUAUUAAAAAAAUAAGUUUAAUAAUAAUAAUGUUAACAAUUAUAGAUAAAUUGUAGCUUAUCUAACUAUGCACUAUUUAUAUCAGUAAAUUUAAUAUAAUGUUUUAACAUAUGACUUUUCUGUUUGCCUAAUCUUCAGCGUCCAUUAUACCGGUAUACGCUAUAUAGUCUAUAUAAGACAACGCACCCCUAAAAUGUUGUUUGGGAUCUACUUAUUUUGAACUUUCAACUUUGGCACAUGAAUAAUUAACUAAAGCUUUCCCUGACCAAUGUUGUUAAUAGUUUUUGCACACGGCAAACUCUUAUGAAUGAAACUUGAAGACUUACGUCUUUCUCGCUAGUCAACCGUGGGCCGAUAGAUCGGCCCUUACGUCUCCAGAGGGUUAAGCCAUUUAAUAUAAAAAAUACAGUUCAGUUGGCAGUUGGACUGUACCAUCUAAGUCUAAGACAAUUUAGUACUACGGCAUAGCAUUAUGCAAAUGCCUGUGAAUGGUUUCCCGUGACUUUUUGCACACUGUCAAUUUUGAUCGCUAAUAAUAUGGACUCUACAGGGUUUUUAAAGCUCAAAUUUAAAAAUUCUAGUUUAAAUGUCUUUAAAAUGCAUUCUGAAACACAAGUUAUCAAAUAUUUUGAUGUAUAUAGAGAUAAUAAUGAAUAUUUCAUAAGCUAAGUAUCUGCGUUUUCCGCCAUUUAAAAGGGGCGAGAUCACUAAUCCAAAAUGGCCAGUGCGACCUUUGCAUAAUGAGGUCAACGUUGAGGAGAAUUGUGAAAAUGUUUCAUGAGCUAUCUCAAUGAAAUUUUGCACAUGUGUACUUCAACAAAUUAUGCAGGCCUACUUUUAAUAUGAAAGACCUACUUUGAAUAUUUAGACCGAAUUUUUUAAUGCGAAGAUGUCUUAUAUUGACAUACAAUUUUCCUUACUUAACGUUGAUAUAAAGAAAAAAUUAACUCAAUGGGAAUGUAGUUCAACAUUUCUCCUAAUGUUAAUGGGUGGAGUCAGACCUUAAUUAUGGGCCAAAAGGACUCCUAAUUUAUUCAAAUUACAUGCACAUGAUAAAAUUAAAAACUCGGAUUCCAUUGCGCCGCCGCCCAUUUCCAAUACAAAUUUACUUGGAGUGUCCCUUGCUUCGGCGGAGUACCUAAUAUAAAGUACUAAAAUGGGAUGCUUAUGCCUUAUUUAUAUGUCUUAUGUUGUAUAAAAAUUCAGAGGGGUCAUCUCUAACCAUUUGAAGACCCGUAAUACUCGUAAUACUAAACCAAAAGUUCACAACAUUAGCAUUACCCUCAAUUUGAAACUCUUCAUUAAUUUCCUGGUUGUUUUCAUCAGUUUCAGUGUCAGAUUCGCUGCUAGGAUAUCAAAAUCAUGAAGCACAGUUUGAUCAGAGUCACUGUCAGACAUGUUCGAAUUUCACAAUGUAACUACACACACAAAAAAAAAUUCUUACACACUAAUAUAUUGAGUUCACCUUCAAUGAACACCGCCAUUACAAUGCUGGGAUGUGCAGGAAUACGUAAGAAUACUUUUGAUUCGCUGGUACAACGCCAAGCCAGCCAAUCAUGAGGCUCGAUUUAUCGGGCCGAUAGUUCGGACUUACGUCUUUCUCGCUAGUCAACAGUAGGCCGAUAGAUCGGCCCUUACGUCUCCAGAGGGUUAAGCCAUUUAAUAUAAAAAAUACAGUUCAGUUGGCAGUUGGACUGUACCAUCUAAGUCUAAGAAAAUUUAGUACUAGGGUAUUUGUCCAGUUUAGGUGCCCAAAUUCACUGCAUGUAAUGUAAUUGACAAUUAUUUUAUGUAAUUAUAAUUAGGCACUUUCUUUAAGCAUAAACUACCAGUACCAAAGUGAUCACUUAUGACCUCUAUAGAUAGGAUUGUCAGCAAUCGUAGCCAAGAAAUGGCAAAUCAUGUCAUCGUUCUUGAACUUGUUCCGAAAGACAAAUUUAUGGACGUAUGAUGGAACAGUCACUGCACCUCUAUCUCUUACCUUGGUCAUUUGGAUGACAAGGCUGUAUACUGUAUAUGUAGCACAGGUGAUCAUAUUAGCGAGUCAUGCACAUUCAUUCAGCUAGCCAAAAUAUGCAUUCUUCUGUAUGAGACUUAGAUAUGUCUGACAACUGUGAUGACAGGUUGUACUUUUUAUUUGAUUGACAUGUAAGGCCAGCGAUGGGUUCCACUUUAUAUAGGUCACGGAGGUUACCCCUGGUCAACUUCCAUCUACAGCACCUUACUAAAAAGAUUUUGAUGUUUGUAUUCACAUGCUGCAAGUUUUUGUUUUCUUUUUGAAUUGGGGAAGGGUUCCCCUCCCCGGAGGAUUUCUUUGUUUCUUAUUUUGGUAUUUAAAAUAGGGGGGAGAGGUUUGAGGAGGGGCCUCCCCAUUCCAUAGAAGAUCAUUCCAAAUGCAAUUUAAGCAGUAGUCUCCCUUUUAUUACCGAAGUUGUAACAUACCAGUGUUGCGAUUUUCAAUUAAUCAACCGGUGUUGGGUCUUCGGGUAUCAGCAAGGAUGUAUUUCUAUUUUUCUUUCUUCUGAAACGUGUAAGUUGAAUUUUAAUACAAAUUAAUGGAAAAUUUCAUUUUAGUAUACUUCAUAUUAACAGUAUUGUGUAUGACACGAUUAAUCCUCAGUAAAGAGCAGGAAUGUUAUCACAUCGUUCGGGUCCUACAAUUAAUAGGUCUAUUUACCCUAAGACCAGGCAAUGAAUAUAAUGUCAAUUGUAUUUCAUACUGAUUAUUUGAUUAAAAAAAAAAAUGUUUCCAAUAAUCCGUAUGUUAUCAUUUGAAGUUAAAAAUGUUAUUGCAUUUUGUGUCAAAAUGUGUCCCAAUAUUAGUAUAUGAUAGUAUUAUUGUCUUUUUUAAAUAAGAAGUUUGUUUGUUUUCACCAUCUUAAAAAUAAAUUAUUUAUCCGUAGAGCUUCAAGCUUGAAAAAAGAAAUUAUAAUUUAAUAUUUUAAAUUUAUUGUCUUUUUCAACAGUUUAAUAGCAGAACGGUAACCUAGAAAAAGCGCAAAAUAAGUUACCAAAUUUAGAGGUUUCCAUAAAGAUGGCUUCCGAAAGAUUUCUAACCACACUCCAAAAAACUUAUGUCUUAAGUAAGCUUUGGCGAUCAACAAGUACUUGUUCAUCAGGCACAGUCAAUUUUAAAGUGUGUCAACAAUCCAUUACAAAAUAUUUUCAUUUAAGAUAUUGCACACUGUUGCAAUGCCAUUUACAGAGCAGUAUUGGUAAAGUAAGAUUAGUCCACACUUGUCCCACAUUAACAGCUGGACACAGUAAAUGGAAUAAUAUUAAGCACAUAAAGGCAGCCAAUGAUAAAGAAAAAGGUCAGAAGAGCAUGUUUCUUGCAAGCAGAAUACAGGCAGUGUUCAGUAAGUUAAUUGCAUUUUACUUUUAAUUAUCAGAGCUAAACUUAAAACAUAAUCGAAGAUUGAAAGUAAGCUUGUACAAACUUUUCAUUUAAUUUUUAUUCAGUUGGCUGAAAAGCGGAUCAGUAAUAGUAAUAAAUGUUUAACGUUUUGUAAAAAGUUUUAAAGUCCAACAAGAAGUGCUUUACAUAAAGCUCAAGUAGACUUGUUUAGUACCAUUUUUUAAAACAAGUAACUUAAGGUAUACUAAUAUUUGCUGAUAUGAAGUUUUUUUUAUUCAUUAACAGUUAAGAAUCCUGAGAAAGAUCCAAAACACAAUACAGAAUUAGCAAACUUGAUAAAAUGGGCGAGGACUAACAACAUUCCCAAUGAUGUUAUAGAUAGAACAAUAGAUAAUCAGGUAAAAAAUUUCAUUCAAUUAAGCUUAGGUUCUUAAAGUUAAAGGGAGAGAAAUUACUUUACUGUCAUUGGUGUUUCUUCUUUUUCACAUAUGAAGUAUUUUUUAAAUUUUGCAGAUUAAGUUGCGUGAUCCAAAAAAUAUCACUGUGUUUGAUGGCCGUGGCAUGUCAAACACCGGAAUCAUUAUUGAAUGCUUUUCUCUCAAACCUCAUCACACAAAGGGACUUUUGCAAAGCAUAUUAAAGAAAUAUGGGUAGGUUUUGAAUAUCAUCAAUUUUCAUGUUAUUUGAUCUAUUUGUUAUAGUUUUUAUGUACUGAGGAUAUAAUGGUAAGCAUAUGAUAUAGUAGUUGGAUGAUUAUUUAAUGAUCAAGUGAAAAUAGGUUACAGACCUUACUGUCCUUAUACAAACAAAUACUUAAUUUAUUUAAUUUCUUAAAUGUCAGGCGAAAUUAAAAUAAAUAACUGCACAAAAGAGCACAUGCAUGGAUUAAUAUUGUCAAAAAACUUUUAUUGAAUGUGAGGCAACUGAAGCAGUCUAGCCCAUAUAAAACCAAUAGACAUACAGGUCUGUAUACAUUAUUAUUAUUAAUAUUAUUUAAGCAUUUUGUAUAGCGCCUACCUUACAGCUCUAAGCGCUUUACAAUUAUUAAAAAGAUGUAAACUAUUUAAACUGCUAAAGUAAAAGAAAAAUGAAAAACUAGAGACACUAGAAUAGUAACUACAAUGUGAAAAAUGACUAUAAAAACAAGUACACUUUUGCACGUUUUGGCAUAUACUCUGAAAAAAAACCCCAUAAAUACAGGAUCAACCUGAGACAGAAAAUGAGGCAGGGCAAGGAGGGUGCAUCACAGGUCAUAGGUGGACCUAAACAGAUGGGUUUUAAGGGACUUUUUGAAAGUGGACGAGGUUUCACAAUAACGGAUGUGGAAGGGGAGCUGGUUCCAGAACGUGGGCCCAUGGAAGUAGAAGGAGCGUUCACCGAUGGUCUUAGUUUUGGUUCUUGGGAUUGAGAGGGUUCUAUUGUGAAUGGAAGAGCGUAGUUGUCUUGUGGGGAUGUAAGGAAGCAACAGUUCAGAGAGAUAGACAGGAAAGUGAGGGUCAGUGAAAGAGUUGAAGCAUAGAUUGGCAGACUUGUACUUGAUGCGAGAGGAUAUUGGAAGCCAGUGGAGUUGCCGCAUGUGUGGUUGAAUGUGGUCGUGUUUCUUUUAUUUAAAAACGAGUCUACAUGCUGAGUUCUGUGCCUUCUGAAGUUUGUCUAUGUGGUGUUGAGGAAUGCCUGAGAGAAGAGUGUUACAGCAGUCAAAUUUUGAAAGAAUGAGUGAAGAGACGAGAGUUUUUGUGGCAUCAAAGGAAAGGAGUAUCUAGUGCCCUCCACCGGCAUCUAGAUGUGAUUACAGCCAUUUCAUCAUGGUUCUAUACCUACUUCAAGCUGUAACAGAUUCACAUUGGCUGCCAGUUUGAUUUGGAACACUAAGAUUUCAUAAGAUACAAUUAGGUCUAGAAAUUUAAGAUGUCUAAUAGUAAUUUCAUUUUAUUUCUCACCAAGUAAAGAGGGAAAAAAAGAAAGUGAAACUAAGAGUAAAAUAAGAUUAAAAAAUAAAGAAUAAAAAUGAUACUUCUUUAGGCUGUUUAGUGACCAUCCAUGUAUUAUGUAGGUUUUAUUAUUGUAGUAAAAUGAGUGAAAAAAGGCUUUCCUCAUAGCCCUCUCUCUGCAUUCAAUACAUUUAUCUGGUGUCGCCCAUGUGCUAAACUAAAACAGAUGAGCAACCCACCCACCUUAAUUAAGCUGUUUAUGCUUUUUAAGUACAUAUUUUGAGCAGUUAAAAAACUAUAAUUGUGUUUGUAUAAAUGCUAUUCCUGAUCAGAUGGUAUAUGUAGUUUUUUAAACUUCUAUUUCAUCCCUAAAUGUAUAACAAAGUGCCGGUGACAAUUGUUGAAACUUAAUAUCUAAAAAAAAAAAUAUUAAUAUAUAUACGAUCAUGGGAUAUAGUAAAGCAUCGCAUAUAGUUGAGCAAUAGUGCAUCGGAUAUAGUAGAGCAGGGGUCUCAAAACUACGGGCAGUGUGAGGCCCUCUGAUCCGGCCCGUAGAGAGCUUUUUGUCUAUGGAAAAAAAUUACGGAAAUUUACGUGUAUCCUGCCAAGAUCAGCCACCGCUUACGUGGACGUUAUGUUUUUGCUGAAUUAAAAUAGAGGCGCCCAGUAGCGUUUUCCAACCAGUCACUACAUUGCAAAACCUUAUUCGCUGCUUAGUUUUUCAAAUUCAGUUCACAGUCAAUGAGAUGAUACAACUCCAUCUAGUGGCGGAAUUUUUAAAUGGUUUGCUGCUUGUUCAAGACUUGAUUAUUUUUAUCGCAGUUUGCCAGUUGAGGUUGACUGCUGCAAUGAGGAGAUGUUGGUGUCAGCGUCUGAUUGCGUAAUAUGUUUCACUCUAUUUUAUUUAGUGAUAAUUUCUGUCGUGUAAUUACUUAUCAGUGUGUUUAAAUUAUUGGAAAUGUCAUUAGUUUAGUAAGAAUUUUUCUAAUAUUCUGAAGAGGAAACAUUCAAAGCAACAAUCUUACUACCAUAAGUGAAUAUAUUUGCACACUACAUUCAGGUAAGUUUAACAUAAGAAAUCAUAAGAAUUCUUAAAAAUUGUUUCUUGUCAUUUGCAGCUAUAAUUGCAACUAAGGCCAGUUAUAAAUUUGCCUAAAUCCUGGCUAAAAGUGGCAAACCGUUUACAGAUGGUGAAGUAGUAAAGGAAUGUUUGUUGGCGGUGGCUGAGGAACUUUGCCCAGAAAAGUCAAAACAAUUUGAAAAUUUAAUAUUGGGUGCAAAUACCAUUGCCCACUGUGCUGCAGACAUGGGUGAAAACAUUGUGACUCAAAUAGCGAAAAAUGCAAGCAAGUUUCGCCAUUUUUCAGUUGCAAAGGGUGAAUCGCUGUUCCACCUCUCAACUGCUUGUGUUCAUUAGAGGUGUGAAUGAAGACAUGAACAAAACACAAGAGCUGGCUUCCCUACAUAGCAUGUACGACACUGUUACUGGAGAGGAUAUAUUCAAAGAGUUGAAAAAACAUUUGCUGAUUAUAACUUGGACUGGACUAACCUCAGUUGCCUGACUGUUGAUGGAGGAAAGAACAUGAGUGGCAACAAGAAAGACUUUGUUGGACAAGUGAAGCAGAUUGUCAUGAGAAAAACAAUCUACAACCAAUGUUUCUGCACUGCAUUAUUCACCAGCAAGCUUUGUGUGCUAAAUAUGUGGACAUUGGCAGUGUACUGAAGCCUGUAGUGCAGAUGGUGAAGUUAAUAAGGUCACAUGGGUGCAACCAUAGACAGUUCAGAGACCUGUUGAAAGAUACAGACACAGAAUCGCAAUAUUUACCAUAUUACCUAACAGUAAGAUGGCUAAGUUGUGAGAAAGUUCUGAGAAGAGUAUUUAAGUUAAGAAAGGAAAUAGGUGACUUCCUGGGAAGUAAAGGCAAGCCACAGCCAUUACUGCCUGAUGAAGAGUUGGUAUGCAAAUUGGCCUUUGUUGCAGACAUAACUAGUCAUUUAAAUUUUCUGAACCUAAAACUACAACGAGAGGAAAAUCUAGUUUCUGAUCAAUACACCCACAGGCCUUCAGAUCCUAACUCAUAGUGUUUUUGGAACAAGUUGACACACUUUCAGCAGUGCAAGGUCUUCAUGGCUGAAGCAACAGUGGAGUCCCCGUCAUAUACAAGAUCAUCAAAGACCUCCAACUGCAGUUUCAGCAGCAAUUUUCUGUUUUGGAUUCAAAGGCAGAAGAAGUCAGACUGUUUCAAAACCCAUUUGAAGAUGAAGCAGAUGUGGCCAGUUUCCCAGAUGAACUGCAGCUAAAGGUCACUGAGUUGCAAGCAAAUGACCUCCUUAAGGACAAGUUCAAAGGACUAGUGGGUUUUUACCACUUUUUGCCCAAGGAAGACUUUCGUAAAGUCAAAGCUUUUGCAUCAAGGUACCUUUCAAUCUUAGGGACAACAUACCUGCGUGAAGAAGCAUUUUUAAAAAUGAAAUGUGUGAAGAACAAUUUGAUAACAAACUUGUCCGAUGAUAAUCUCAGGUCAAUGUUGUUGUUGGGGUCAUCAAAUCUAAGACAGAUAUGUCUGCUAUUUUCGCAUCCAGGAAAAAAUUACACCAUUUCCAAUAAUACAGGUGUUCAUGUGUAGUGUAUCAAAGUGUGAUUAAAUAAUUACUGAAUAAAAUAAUAUUAAAUAAAUAAUUAAAAACGAUAUCCAUGUUUUUAUUCUUUUUUUAUUUGGACCUCGCUUGUGUAGUCGGCCCGUGAACUGCUGUGUGAUAGUUAAUGCGGCCCUCUGGCUGAAAAGUUUGGAGAGCCCUGUAGUAGAGCAUCAGCUUUCCAAACUAAUUCAACAGUUGGGACGAAGGGUGAUUCAGCUAACCAAGGAAUAUUUGUGUUGAAUGUAGGGUACAGAAUACAAUAUAACAUAGUGUUAUGUAAAGUUAUCAUCAAUUUUCUGUUGUUUCAAAUUUGAUUUACUUGGAUUGUGGGUCCAGGGUUAGAAAUGUUUUCCAGCGUUUGUAUGCCAGUGCUCUAUGCAAUACAAAUUGCCCAGCAUAACAAUACAUUUUAAAAAGACAGGGGCAGUUUGGGUAACUUGUAUUUGCAUAAUUGGACACUAGUGUAGGUCUAUUCCAGUUUUAUGAAGAGAACAACACAUUUGGUCUAAAAUUUUGAUCUGUUUUUUUAAAAAUAAUUUGGCAUCAAUGCAUUUGAUACAACUGUCUUGUUUAUGUACAGAUUUUCCAGACCCAUCUAAAUACGCACACUUAUACAAAUGGCUAUUCUGCCUUAGCCCCUUUCCCUCCACAGUGCAUUAUGUAACAUAAUUAUUAACCUUUUACUGCAUAUUAUGCAUAAUACAUAAUUUUUGUCAAAGUGUCUUGACAGUCAGUUUUUUUAUUUUUUGGACUAACCAUUUGCAUAAACAGUUAGUAUUGCAAAUAUUUGUAGUGUUAAGAAAAGCCUCUAGAUUAUAACAUUUCAAGGUAUAUACAAUUGGUUAAUCGUAUGGUUUGUUUCAUUCUUCAGAUUUAGCUUGCAUUCACCUGCUAUGGAUUUGUUUGAACACAAGGGUGUAGUGGAAGCAAAACUACAAGAUGCAGAUGUCAAGUCUGCUCAGUCUGACCCCAAGUCAUUUGUCAUUGAUAAAUAUGUUGAUCUAGCAAUUGAGGCAGAAGCAGAGGAGGUUACCUUAGAAAAGGAUGAGGAUGGGCCAUAUUUAAAGGUAGCAUUCAAAUUAUUUUAAUUUCAUCAGUAUUCAAAUUGUUAACUCCAAGAGGAUAUUUUCAUGCAGUUUUCUUUUAAAACUUAUAAAAUGGAUGAAAAAAUAGUUCUGCAAGUUAACUUAUUCUGUGGUGGUUCUUACCUGCCUUAAUAAAUUAUAUGUGGGGACUUAAUUCAUAUUGAUUUAAACAAAUUAUGGUUUAAGAAUGGUCCUUUGAAAUGAAUAACACAUGUUGGCUUUCGGGAACUGUAGAUUUUGGGGCCAACAUAGGCUAAUUCUCUAUGGUAGUCUGGCUUUUGCCAGUCUACUCAGUGGGCAGACAAUGGUAGUCUUACUUGUCCCAAUCUACUCAGUACGCAGAUUAAAUUUAAUGAGUUCAAGCUUUGUAUCUUUUUUAGGCUAGUUUCAGCACCAAGAUGAGUUUUAUUAACACCCUCCUCUCAAUCUUUAGUGAUAUAACUUGGCUAAUUCUUGACAAUCUCCAGCUCGUCAUAUUAAUUAUACUAAUUGCCUUAUUAAAAAAAAUAGUUGUAAAUUAUUCUCAAAUAAAGAGUAUAUCUUUCAUUUUAUUUUGCAUACAAAUACAAUUAUUGUAAGUUAAAUAACUUAACUGAAUGAAAUGUUUUUCAGUUUUUAUGUGCACCACAAGAUGUUGAUAAAGUCCACGGUAACCUGGAAAAACUGGGAGUUCAAGUUUUAAAUAGUGAGAGAACAUAUCUUCCCAAGAUAGUCAUCCCUGUAUCGCAAGAAUUUUUAGAGAGCUUAGAUAAGCUAAUAGAGAAGCUAGAUAUUCAUCCAGAUGUUAUAAAUUAUCAUUUCAAUGUUGAACCAGAAAAGUAAAAGAUACAAAUGCAAUUGUAUGUGCAAGUUCAUAAAAGAAAAGUUUAAUGUGAAUAUUGCCUUCUUCUUAAACAUGUUUUAGGUUGUUUAUGUUAUUGGUAAUAUGGUAAUUGUCAAAUUUUUAUGAAACACGAAAACUAACUGAGCCCUUUUCAAAAGUUCCUAUGUGGUUGGUUCAGAAAGUAUAAAGAACUUUAGUGAUAAUAAGUUUUAAGCCUUGACAUUUUGAGAUAAGACAUUAUGUAAAGAAAAUGUAAGUUUUCCAGUAUUUUCAAAAGUGAGAUGGAUAAAUUAAAACUUAGGAAACCCUGAAUUAAUUAUGUUAAGUUUUAUUUAUUUGUA